Opisthorchis viverrini is the source of this 2562-nucleotide messenger RNA. RefSeq lists its product as hypothetical. The transcript has 7 exons. NCBI's taxonomy places the organism in Eukaryota, Metazoa, Platyhelminthes, Trematoda, Opisthorchiida, Opisthorchiidae. Gene Ontology annotation, cellular component: membrane. The record is from RefSeq and is a predicted model, not a curated record. Bases 53 to 2248 code for a protein of 731 amino acids.
CGAAUAGCUGCCGACGUUAGAAAUUGUGUGAGCAUCUAAUACCCACAACUUUAUGAUGGAGAGUGUUGCGGAGCCUGGCACGGGUUUCUUCACUAAUUUCGAGUCAGAAAACGACAAACGACCUUCCGUUGCUAACACGAAAAGGACACUAAUCGAAUGGGUCAGGACACACAUGGAUCGAUCGAUGUUGGUGUUCCAAUUGUUCUACUUCUUUUUCUACGCCGCGUUUGGUUCACUUUUCCCACUGAUUUCGAUAUACUUCAAGCAAUUGGGACUGAACGCAAUUCAGUGUGGAAUUCUCAGUGGAAUCCGCUCGUUUGUAGAGUGCCUAGCAACUCCGUUUUGGAAUGCCUUGGCUGAUAAGUGGAAGAAGGGCAAAUCUUUUUUGAUCGCAAGCCUGGUGUGUUCUAUGUCCUUCACACUUGGUCUUGGAUUCGUCCGACCCUCACCCGAGGGUUGUCUGGUUCGACUCCCGUAUUAUGAUGGUUACAACGAAACAUCCGGUGCGCCUUUGACAAUUAUCGGUCCCUAUCGAUCAUUGAAGUAUGACGACAUCAGAUCAGUCGAUAUGACUCGAGAUAUGGCGCUUAACAUCAAGAACAAAAUAGGCCAAUCGCCGCUGUAUUUGAAUACAAGAAAACUCGUAGAUCCGCCGAAGGCUGAACCUGGUGGUGGCAGGAGGACAUUCGUUGAUCAGAGUAUGUUUGAAGCCUCUAACAACUACCGAAAUCCGACACACUACCCUCCAGGCAGCCUCGUAAUGCCACUGUACUCAACCGUGGUGUAUAGUCAAAACAAAAUCAACCAAAUUUUCAUAAUCAUCAUACUGUUAGUGUUGUUUGGUGAAUUGCUCUCUUGUCCUGCAAUACCUUUAGUAGACGCUCUGGUUGCCGAAAAGACGCAUGUGCAACCGACUAGCCUGUACGGUCAGCAACGUACAUUCGGAUCUAUCGGGUGGGGCUUGGCCAUGUUUUGCAUCGGUCUUGCGUUGGAUAACGCCAGUCGGUUUCCGGACUACCCUUGUCUGGAUCCGGGAAAGCGUGAAAAGAAUUACAUGGUGUGUUUUGCUACGUAUUCUGUCUUCAUGGCAUUCGCCCUAUUCACAGCUACUCAGCUCUCAUUCACGUACGAAGGUGAUCAAGAGAGUAUGUACUUUAAAAUGGUCAAGGAUAAAAUGGCCAGGACUUUACUUGGUCGGACGACGAAAAAUCGAUCGAAGUUGGUUAAUGAAGAAAACGAUGUAGAGGAGGAAGCAUGGAAAUCAGAAACUGACCGAAAUCAGUCGAAGAGUGCUCCGACAAACGAAGAGAUUCUCGAAAAGCAACUUGGCAUCAAACUCGGCGGAGCUGGCACGCAAACGAUGCAUGCGGACAAAACGGAUACUGUACCAGAAGAGAGCUAUAUAACAUCUGCUCACCUGAAAGUGACCAAAUGGGUACAUGCAAUGCACCAGUUCUGCAAACCUCGCCUGCUUGCCUUCCUGUUUGUCACGUGGUUCAUGGGUCUUGGUGUAGGACAGGUGUUCACCUUUUUGUUUUGGCACGUACAAGAACUGGACGGAUCGCCUACUUUGUUUGGGAUUGCCACUAUCAUUAAUCACGUUUCCGAGAUCGUCAUGUUCUACUUCAGUAAACAAAUAAUCGAUAAAAUUGGUCAUCUGCGUGUGCUGUACUUGGGCUUGUUUGUUAACAUUGCUCGGUUUCUAUUUGUAUCCUGGAUCACAAAUCCGUGGUGGAUUCUGCCAUUUGAGUUGGCUCAAGGUCUCACACAUGCCGGUGUUUGGGUCGCCUGCUGUUCCUACAUCACACAAGCAUUUACUCCGGAAUCUCGAUCGGCAACUCUGGGCUUCUUGAAGGUUGUUCAUUAUGGCCUUGGACGUGGUCUUGGAGCUUGCCUCGGAGGACUCGUAAUUUCGAGUUACGGAAGUGCGACCAUGUUUCGUUCGUACGGUGCGGCGUCAGCGGUGGUUUUGCUUGCGUUCUUGGUACUGAACUAUGUAGCUCCAAUUCCCGCCGCACAGCCAGAACACACCGAUGGCGAAGGACUUGACGGGAAUGUGGUAGGAAGCUACGGCCAGUUGAAUCAACCACAACCAACCUCUCCGUUUGUUGGUGGAUAUCCGUCUUCCCAAGUAACUCACGAAUACUACACCCAACAGUCGAAUCAACCACUGCCCUCGCAGACACAACAGCAGCAACAACAACACCAGACGGAACAAAAAGUAUACAAUUAUUCCCAGCCCUACUAACUGGCUGGUGUUCAGUUAUCCCCAGCUUGGCGACACUUGGUUGUGCAACGUUUAUUUAUCUUUCAGUCGCCUUUCCAGUCACCUUCAAAAAUUCCUGUUGACCAUACCUUCCGCUUUUACCCACGUGUUUUGUUCUUCUCGGACAUCAUAGCGAUCCCCGAAAUCACAGUUACGAAUAACCUUGUUUUCUUGUAUCGACUCCGUCAUAGUUCUUUGAAGUAAACAAGGCUUACGAAUUCAUCUUCACAGUUAGCGAAAUUCCACCUGCCUUGACCUUUUAUCCAACUCUGUUUACGUUGAAUGCGACGUCAAGC